This is a messenger RNA of Didymella exigua CBS 183.55, 1032 nucleotides long. RefSeq names its product electron transfer flavo protein subunit alpha, mitochondrial precursor. Gene Ontology annotation, molecular function: flavin adenine dinucleotide binding; electron transfer activity. Lineage: Eukaryota; Fungi; Ascomycota; Dothideomycetes; Pleosporales; Didymellaceae. Gene Ontology annotation, cellular component: mitochondrion. The record is from RefSeq and is a predicted model, not a curated record. The transcript has 3 exons. The coding region runs from base 1 to 1032 and encodes 343 amino acids.
AUGUUCGCCGCCGCUCGCACCUCGGUGCUCCGAUCCGCUCGUGCACAGCUCCGCCACACGCAGUCGCACGCCGCCUGGGCGCGGCUGGCCUCGACACUCGCCGUGCUCGAGGCCAAGGAGGGCACGCUCAACGUCGCCUCGCUCGCCGCCAUCACAGCCGGGACCAAGCUCGGCGGCUCGAUUACGGCCUUUGUCGCCGGAAGUGGGGGCAAGGCCGUCGCAGAGGCCGCCGGCAAGGCAGUGGGCAUCGACAAGGUCAUCUACGUCGACAAUGCGGCAUACGACAAGGGCCUGGCCGAGAACUGGGCGCCGCUCCUGAUCGAGAACAUCAAGAAGGGCGGGUACACACACGUCCUGACCGGCCACUCGGCGUUUGGCAAGAACCUGAUGCCCCGUGUCGCCGCUCUGCUCGAUGUCCAGCAAAUCUCCGACAUCACCGCCAUCGAGAGCGAGGACACAUUCGUCCGCCCCAUCUACGCCGGCAACGCCAUCAUGACCGUCCAGUCCAGCGACGCCACCAAGAUCAUCACCGUCCGCGGCACUGCCUUCCCCGCCCCCGAGACAGAAGGCGGCUCUGCUACGCUCGAGGAGGGCACAGAUCCCAGGGCCGAGUGCCCGACCGAGUGGCUGUCCGAGGACCUCGCCAAGUCUGACCGUCCCGAUCUCGGCUCUGCAAGCAGGGUCGUCUCUGGUGGCCGUGGACUGAAGUCCAAGGCCGAGUUCGACAAGCUGAUGCCCCCUCUGGCCGACGCCCUGGGCGCCGCCAUUGGCGCGUCGCGAGCCGCCGUCGACAGUGGCUUCGCCGACAACAGCUUGCAGGUCGGACAGACGGGGAAGAACGUUGCGCCGCAGCUGUACCUCUGCGCCGGCAUCUCGGGCGCCAUCCAGCACUUGGCUGGCAUGAAGGACAGCAAGGUCAUUGCUGCCAUCAACAAGGACCCCGAUGCCCCCAUCUUCCAGGUCGCAGACGUUGGCCUGGUAGGCGAUUUGUUCGACAAGGUGCCCGAGCUGACAGAGAAGCUGAAGCAGUAG